Molecule: messenger RNA, 729 nt
Organism: Dicrocoelium dendriticum
Lineage: Eukaryota; Metazoa; Platyhelminthes; Trematoda; Plagiorchiida; Dicrocoeliidae
Source: the annotation of a GenBank genome assembly
AUGAACAUGUGCUCCAGCUCCGCCGGCCUAUACGAAGCCAAAGAUCGCUCGGAUGGGAGCACUGAGGAUUCAUUACAAUCUUCCACACAGACACUCAUGCACUCGAGAGGAAUAUUGCGUCGCCUGCUUGGUGCAAUGACGGACCCAGUUCGGCGUGCGGAGGAAUUACGACAUAGAGUGGCUCGUGAGGAAGAACAUUCGGAUUUCUCAGACGACGAUUACACUGUGCUCGGAAGUGGUGCAUCGUCGAAUGACAACCGACGUGAGCUCAAAUCGCAACUGAGGCGGUCAGCUGAGGAGGACGUGGUGCACUAUAACGGGGAUAGUGCUCCAUUGCCCAUCCCUUGCGUGCGCCAGCAGGAGCAACUGGGGAAGAGGGAAUACCAUCCGCUCCGACUGGAUGGUCCACUCCUGCCCUCCACCAAUAGCGCUUUCACGCCUUGCGACUUGAAACGGCGUCAGAUGAACAGUCCAUCGACACCACAGACUGAGCCGUCGUCAGGGCUCGAUGCGGAACAGUUUGACGUCCCUUCGCAGCAGACAUCCAUCUCCGUGGUGCAUGGGACCUGUUCCCAUUUACCGAAGCCGACUCAGUCACAACACAUCCGGCUUGAUCCCAUCUGCGUUGAGAGCCAUGCUACCACUAUCCUCAUCAAAGCUGAGGUCGACUCUUCAAUAUGUAUGAGAUGGGUUCACUGUUACCAUUGCUCGUUGGGCGGAUCAUCAUGA